CCCUUUUCAAGCAGGGUAACGAGAAUAAUGUCAUGGAGGGUCCGAUACUUCUCGAUACAGAGAGCGAGAGCAUAGACAUAUCAAGCAUCAAGUUUGCGGUUCUUCAUGGUCUAGAGUCGACCCAUGAACAGCCGGACUCAAAUCACAGCCUCGUCGCGCAACAACAACUUACCGCCAUCAAGCACGCUUUCGCCCAACUGUCUCCCAUCAGAUCAACCAACCCAGAUCCGGCCCCAAGCAAAGAUACUGCACCUGAACUUGCCAGCACCGUUGUCGAGUCUCAGCAGCUUUCCAAUGUCGAGAGUCCCCUCAAGUCCCUCCGGCCCGCGACCGCCCCCAAGACAGCUGUUACUGUGGCCCAGAAGAUGAACAGACAGGGUAGCGAUGCACCAACACAAGAGCUGUCGCAGUCCCAUUAUACCAUCUUGCUGCAGAAUAGGAGCCGGAGUGAGAGGCAAUUACAACAUGCGCAGGAUGAUACGGAGGUUGUGGAGGAAGAGUCACCACAACUAUCGCUUCAGGAAGGCGAUGAGGGGCACAUCGAUCUAUUGUCAAGCCUAGUGACACGCAAGGAAGGCCCGAUUGAACUCGAUUCAGAUCCGGUCGAUUUCUCCCCUACCCAGAGCCAGCAUGCGCUUUCCCAGUUUCCCGAGUCUCAACGUUUCAAGACGCCGGCAACCGCAGGCAGAAAGAGAAAAUUCAAUAGCGAUGUGAUUGACAGCCCAGAGUUACCACGCAAUCCGCUGCUACACAAUGGCACAAAUAACCAGGCAAAUGUCAUAGGACUCAGUCAGGCUUUUGCCGCAACCCAAGCAGACACUUCGCCUUUCGUACAGAAUGUCCACGGUGAUCUUCCGUCCGACCGACCGUCCCCAAAGAUCGAGCUGCAGCCGCGUCCCAUGACCGCUACAAGCUCGCCCAUGAAACCGAUCGUCCCCUUUCAGAGAGCAUCGACUGAACCAGCUUCACGUUAUAUUUCUGUCAGAGAGGAGCUGGCCGCCCGUGCACGACAAGCGCAACUUGAACAGCAGCAGGCCUUCGACGAGGAAAAUGACGAUGACGAUGACGAUUUCGGUGAGGAACCAGACUCGGUGGUCAAGUACCGGCGGCGACGGGAGAUUGACCGGCGGGUACAAGAAAAGAUUCAGCGACUUUCUUCGCCCUCGAGACGUCCUCUUCGUGGUCCCUCUAUGUCAAAGUCUUCUCCGAUCCGGAGUCCAAGUCGAAGUUCACCACCUGGACUUCUGUCACGACGUACUACUACCAGGUUCAUAGAAGCAUCAAGCCCGACGAAGACGAAUUCUCCCAUUCCGGUCGAUGAUAGCGAACAGGAAACAGACCACGAGGAUGCCGUCGAGAUAGCUGUCGCCCGCUCUAGUCAAGCGUUAGUCCCUCUAGAUGAAGAGGACAAGGAAAACUUUCUCGACAAUGGUAGCCAAGUUCCUGAAACGGCGGCGAGACUGUUUCGUAUUGCCAACGGUGCUCCCUCGCAGCUGGAGGAUAGUCCGUCCCUAAGACAUGGGCGCCGUAGAAGUGGUGAUAUUCACCCGCUUCACAGUUCACAGCCGUUCGCAGUGGCUGAUUCUCAAUCUUCACAGUCACGGAGACGACUCCAGAAACUUAGUCAGGCGCCAAACUCAACUCCUGCUGCUGGAAGUCUCGAUUUUGUACCGCAAUCCCCAACCCCAUCUGCGCCAACAACCGGAAUCCCACGAGCAGAGGAGAUUGACGAAACUUCGAACAUGGGUGGCAACCUGCAAGAUGCACCUGUGUCUCCUCCUAGUGCCUCCGGUGCGAAUCCUCCCAAUAUCCAAAGUAGCCGGCCCCCUCAGAGUACCAUUCCAGAGACAAGCUCAAAUGAGCAGCAAGUCCCAGCCUCCAGAUCAGCUAGUGACGAUAAACGUGGUGAUCCAGAGAGUACCAGUCGCGUUGACUUUGAGACAGCCCAAUCUCAUAUCCCAACUCCCACAGCACACGUGGAACGGCCGAACGCCAUUGAAACGAGCACGCCGCUCGUGACAGACACGACGCCCACCCGCAAACGCAGACGUAUGGCUGAGAUUGCAGCCGAGCCCUCGCCCUUGAAGUCUCAGUUGAGCUUCAAUGCGAACGAUGCCUUGCAGCUGGACCCUGCCUUUCAAAGCCCUGAAAGGAGAGGUCCACUUAUCUGUAAGCCUGUCAUCGAUGUCGCCCACCAAGUAAGCAUGCAUGAUGAUCAGCAGGAAGAAGGUGGAAAGACUCUUGCAGAGCGCGUGUCCGACCUCAGCCAAACCGGUCCACAUGAGAGUCUUUCAAACAUGGACGACCCCAGCAGUCCACGCUCAAACAGCAAUCAUUUGAAGUACCCCUCAGUAACCCAAGUGACGACACCGACGUAUUCGCGGCGCUUGAGGAAGCCAUCUGCGAAAAUACUGGAGGCCUCGAAAGUACCUCCUCCAGCCGUGUCUACCCAGACUCGAACUUCUCAAUGGGAUCUUGACGCAUCCCCUCCGCAAAAGGCUGUGCCAGCAAAACCUACUUCCGUAUUGAAGCGAAAGGCCGCGGAUAUUGAUGGCCCAGCGAGCAAGAAAAGGUCGACUCAGACAGGGACAGUGAGCAGUAAGAAAGCCGCCUCGACGAAGACGAUACCUGCAGAAGUCGAAAAUACUGAAGACAGACUUAUUGAUAGACCUCCCCAUCAUCCAGAAAAUGUGGAGGAAGAAGCUAACACAAUCGUCCAACCCUCCUCGGACGAUGUGCCCGUCGCUCCCAACAUGGUCUUUGCGUGCUUCAAUGGCAAAACUCGCGCUUAUUAUCCGGCAAGAUGUCUUGGUCUUGUGGAUGCAGAAUCAAGCAGAUACCGAGUUCAAUGGGAAGGAUAUGACCCUGAAGAGAUCGACCAACACGGAAUACGCAGUUUGGACCUGCAUAUUGGGGAUUUAGUCAAGGUCAACAUGCAGGGGUUCCCUAAAGUGUCUUAUGUUAUCAAAGCAUUCAGCGACAAAAUCCCUGCAAAAGAUGGGACGCAAGCUAUCACUGAUAUACGAGGCUACAAGAAUUUGCUCGUUUCUCCAAAGCAGCGGAAGAGCCUCCCUGCAGAUCUGUCGACAGAUUCGGUCCAAGAAGUCCCUGUAGCCUCGAUCUACUUGGACAGCAACAUGUGGGGGCAAAUGAAGGACAGAAGCUACAAACACAAAGCAAUGGCUCUGCAAGGGUCACUUUCGGGAGUCUCAACGCCUGUCGGACGAAGUUCCACACCAAGCACACCACAAUCCCGGCAUCGCAGAGGCGCUACUGCUGCGGCGGUGUCCGCUUCGAUCCAUGUGCCGGGUGGAAUCUUCACGAACAUGGCGUUCGCAAUCUCGUAUGACGAAAAGCGCAAAGACAAACUAGCACGUCACAUUCGGAAAGAGGGAGGCCUGGUGUUGCGGGACUCAUUUCCUGACCUGCUCGAGACGGAUUCGAUAGAAUUGAAACCACAAUUCGCCGACCUGUCUUUUACCGCACUCUUGACAGAUUGUCACUCUCGCAAACCGAAAUACAUGCAGGCGCUGGCCCUUGCCGUCCCUUGUCUGAAUGGCAGAUGGGUCGAAGCAUGCAUCCAAGCAGACGAGCUCGUUGACUGGAGUACGUACCUCUUACCCGCCGGAGCAAGCGCAGAGUUAGAUGGUGCUAUCAGAUCGAGGACCUUGCCUCUUACUCACACCAAUUCAGCCAGAGUAGCCGACAUGAUCACUUCAAGACCGACCAUAUUAAAUGGCUCUUCCGCGGUCGUGGCUCUGGGCAAAGACAACGAGACGCGAAAAGCAUACUUGUUUUUCAUUCGAGCUCUCGGCGCUGGAGAUGUCGUGUCGGUUCCUGAUCUGGCGUCUGCCAAAGCGGCUGUUGAAAACCAAGGCACUGACGCAAAUGAUGCUGUCAGCUAUGUCUUUGUUGACGAUGGAGAUGUAGACAGCGCAAAGGCCCUCUUCUCGCAACCCACAUCGGUGUCAACGCAGAAGGGCCGGAAUAAGACCAAAAUGCUAAAGAGCCAACAGACAUUGACAGGAGAAGACAAGGCUCAGGUCAAGGUCAUGUGUAAGGAAGAUAUUUUGCAGAGUCUGAUUCUAGGCAAACUGUGGAUGGGUGGAAUGCAACUUCGAACUCGACGUGGACCUUGAGGUGUCGUGCUUGAUAGUCGAUAAGGGUGGACUACAGACCAUGUUGCCGACGCACUGAUAUCUGAAUCUAUACCAGAUGUCUGCCAUUGUCUCAAGGAGGUUUGUGCACAAUGAUGGAAGGCUUACCAGCACCAGCCUUGGAUACUGAACCACAGAAAUACCUACAGAUCGCUAAGUAUCGCGGUAGAAGAGAUAGCCUGGAGUGUGAUCAAAUGACCACAUAACGCCGAAGAGAAAUGUAGACGGCCAUAGCGACAUCGAAGGUACUGCACGUUCAUCAUAGUCCCUCACAUAAAUGCGAG
Molecule: messenger RNA, 4441 nt
Organism: Exophiala xenobiotica
Lineage: Eukaryota; Fungi; Ascomycota; Eurotiomycetes; Chaetothyriales; Herpotrichiellaceae
Exons: 2
Coding region: 33-4139 (1368 amino acids)
Biological process (GO): positive regulation of transcription by RNA polymerase II; DNA damage checkpoint signaling
Cellular component (GO): nucleus
Molecular function (GO): histone binding
Source: RefSeq, a predicted model, not a curated record